This is a messenger RNA of Sycon ciliatum, 3011 nucleotides long. RefSeq lists its product as uncharacterized. Bases 266 to 1147 code for a protein of 293 amino acids. Lineage: Eukaryota; Metazoa; Porifera; Calcarea; Leucosolenida; Sycettidae. The record is from RefSeq and is a predicted model, not a curated record. The transcript has 6 exons.
UGCUCAGAACGCCUACUAGUACCUAGUUGGCGUUCUGGUACAUGUAGCAGCAAGCAGGUGAAUUGAGAGCUGUGGCUGUAAGAGCGAGCAGAACUACAGCCAGUAGGGGUACUACUACUGUGCUUCAGCGGUAAUAUUGGUUCCUCGCAAUCACUGCUGUCCGCAUAACGUCAUCAGGUGGGAUUGCGUGGGGGAACACUGAAGGUGUAUUGUGUGUGUGUGUGUGUGUGUGUGUGACGUGGAAGGUUGCCACUUCCGAGGAGGUAUGGCGGCACACGUGUCUCUGAGCAAGAAACUUCAGUCGAGGCAGACCUUUCUGCUGGAAAACUUUGACAAGGAUGUCGAUGACAUUGUCGACUACCUGGUAUCGCAGCAGGCCUUUAAACCGAGCCAAGGGGUGUACCAGUUGCUCACCUUCAAGCAAUCGACGAAGCGGGAAAGAUUCAGGCUAUUACUGGAGAACUUGACAACGGAUCAUCGACGCAAGUGCUUCCUGCGUGCUCUGGCACGGACAUCUACUUUCCCACAACUGGAAAGAAAACUGGCGGCUCCACCAGAAAGCUAUCUUGUAGCCGAGAACACGUUGACCAGAGCUGACUGGGAAAAUACAGAUGCCGAAGAGGCUGCACGUGCACUACCCAGGGAUAUACAUGGACGGCAGGAGACGGUUCCUCCGUUAGCCAGUCUACCCGGCGGUGAUGAUCCACCACCAGCAUACACUGCAAGUGGUAGCGGAGGCUCCACGGGAACGCUCAUAUCAUCAGAAACUGGAGCAGAUGGUACCCGGUCACUGGAGCAGCCCAAGCACGACCGCUUCAACAAUGAGUAUCCAAGACCGGUGCUGAGAGAGCUUUCGGAACAGAGGCACGUCCUAUCUGCUCCAUCGUUAACAGGCCUGCCUGAUGACCAGCCACCCGCUCAAGAUCUUCUGCCGAUAAGCGACUCUCGCAACCCCGACACAUCGCCUACGUUUGUCAUGAGUCCGAUGGCAGCCCAUACCAGCCACACUGGCAUAGAUCAUACCGAUAAAGAUGCUGUCACCGAGAAUUGUGACCGUUCAGUACCGGGCAUGACGCGCCAUGGCACGAUGCUUCUUGUUGGGUUUGGUGUGGUGGCAACGGUGGCAGCCUGGUGCAUGCGCCGGUAGCACAGUGUACCAGAGACAAGCCUGCCGCUGUACGUAUAAUCUCCUGCCAGUGUAUGUGUGUGUGUGUGUGUGUGUGUGUGUGUGUGCAUGUGUGAUGUGUGUGUGUGCGUGCGUGUGUGAUGUGUGUGUGUGUGUGUGUGUGUGUGUGUGUGUGUGUGUGUGUGCGUGUGUGUGCGUGUGUGUGUGUGUGUGUGUGUGUGUGUGUGUGCGUGUGUGUGCGUGGUGCCCAUUGCUUCAGAGUGCAAUUCUGGUCUACAGUAUUGUCUGUUGUGGAAAGAUGCUGCGUACUAAUAUGGGCAGUGACAUCACAAUGUCCAUACACUGUGCAGAUCUAUGACAUCACAGUCACUUCUCCGGCCAUACUGCUGCGGAAUUGUUCCAUCAAGGCAUUCGCAGCAUUCAGCUAUGGCCAUGCCAACAUGGGCAGUUGUUGCUAGUGAUGCACAGACUCAGGCGGAGGUCUUUGCUUGAAGUCAGUUACGCCAUCCCCACUGUACAACUGCAGCCAUUGGGGAAAUCAGCGGUUAAGCCCUGAAUGGGGACUGGAACGGCAGUGCAGACUUUGAACACCCAGCAGCAAACUCGAGGUUCAUGCUUAAUUUAGUUAUGACAUCAAUUAUUUUGAUGUUAGCAAUGUGUCAAUUUUUUAUUACUUUAGAUCAAGGAAAACACAAACUCUAGUACGUCACUGUACUUCAAAGUAUUUUCUUCACAAUUUCCUUUUCCUGUGCUCUACCCCCUGUUCCUGUACAAGGUUGUCCUUGACAGUCCUGGAUCAGUGUCUUGGCCUGAGCUCCUUCUCGCCCUGCUGUAUACACACGCAGAGUGCCGGGAAAGAAGGUUCCACUGCGUCAAAUAUCUUCACUUUGGGACGCACUUGGGCCAGUGAUUGGGCCAAUACUGUGAACAUGGCGUUCAGUUCUGUUGUCGUUGCUGGCAUGUACGUGUACUAUGCUCUAGCAGAAACCUCACUUGAACUACACUAACGCUAAGCACUACUCAAGUUUGGAGAAUAAGCUACCUUCUCAGUCUAUUACAGUACAUGUAUACCAUGAUGGGAAAGUGUUUGCUCCCCCACACCGGAGCUCGCACUUUCGGCCGACUGACUUGACACUUGACUGACUCGCGACUGCCAUCCAGACAACACACAAGAAGUCCAUCACGAAACUUUGACUCGGCAAACCUGCAAGAAAGCACCACUCCCUGCCCAAUACACAGUGUUUCGGGGAAUUCACCCCUCACCAGUUGAACUUGAGUAGGCUGAGGAAGAUUGUGUCUGGAAGGGCACCACUUAUAUAGUGCUCUCCAGGCCAAACCGUCACCAGAGAUACAAACUUACAGAGACGCUCCGUUUCCAGCCCGACAAACACCUCGUGAACACCAGAUCGCAGCGUGAGUCACAGUGUCGCUCCUGGACGGUGAGAACAGACGGUGAGGAAUACCCCCGGCCCAGGUCAUUCACAACGCUGUCACCUCCUAACCAGCUAGUCGCAAGCCCGCGCUGGGCACAAUACGAGAUAGUGGUACCGACUUCGGCGAUGUACAUGAUUGUACUUCAGUUGUCUGGGGAUUGCCUUAGCUUUGCUAUGUGCAUGAAACGCAGCGUUACGACAAAUGACCUAGCUGGUGGUGGUCUCUGUUCUCUUCUGCCUUUGUGUACUUCUAGUACAUGUAUGUUGGCCACUGCACCCAUAUUUUCUUAGAGUACUACUACUAGUACUUCUUCUAUUUUGGACCUAAGAAAGCUUACCAAUGAUUGCUGGCGACAAAAUGCUUGCCAAUGAUUGCUAUGGUGACAGAAUGCUGACCGAUGAUUGCUAUGGUGACAGAAUGCUGACCAAUGAUUGCUAUGGUGACAAAAUGC